AUGUUGAAUUCGGCGUGGAUGAGGUGUUCCCUCCUCCUGAGUGUAUUGUGCUUCACCUGCUGCGAGGGUGGUGGGGUGAGCAAUGUGCAGUUUACCGACACUGAUACUGCUGAGUUCUUGAUCGCGGGGACAGUCUCCUGGGAUCCGCCCGCAGACGCAGCAUCAGUUGAUAGCUAUACGGUGUGGCUGGCGCACGACAACUCGAAGGACAACCUGGCGCUCAUAGACUUUCUUGCAACGAAAGUCGAGUACGACAGCUCGCUGCUGCCGGAUGCUGCCGCCUUGCUCAUUCCUGUGGGCACGAACCAAGUCACGAUACCAGCCAGCACAACUCGUGCCUUGCAGUUCGGAUACCAUGCCCAAUGGGUCAUUGUCCUUGCCAACCGAGCCGCUGUUUCUCAAACGACCGCCUUCGAAGAAGCCGGUCUUGUGGCACUCUAUGACAAGUCUAGCCGGACAUUGGGAGACGUCACCGUUGCGAGCGUUCAGUUCACGGACCAAGAUUACUACGAAAAUUCCAUUGGGGGCAUUGUCAGUUGGCAGCGUGGUGCUUCCACGACCGAUUUCGGUUUUGUGUCAGAGUUCCAGGUGUAUUUGGCCGAGGAUGCCCUCGGCACCAACGAGCGAUUGAUUGGAUCCGUGGAGUCGACUCUGUCCUCGUAUGAGAUCCCCAAUGGGACAGCCGCCACAGAGCAUUUCCUCUUUCUUUAUGCCGCAAAUCCGAACGGACGGGCUACGCAUGGCACCUACACAGGAUUCCCUGAUUGGUGGGUGAGCACCACCACCACACUAUCAACUUCAACCACAUUGUCAACUACAUCUACUUCAACUUCCAUAAGCUCCACAAGCAGCAGCACAUCUUCAACAUCUUCAACUUCUUCAACCUCCACAUCAUCGACUUCCACAAGCUCGUCCUCAUCGUCCACGUCCAGCACAACCACGUCGUCGACAUCGUCCACCACUUCGUCUACCAGCUCAAGCACCAGCUCCACAAGCUCCACGUCCACUUCAUCCUCGUCUUCAACUUCAAGCACCACGAGCACGAGCUCCUCCACCACAACAAGCACGUCUUCGACGAGCACGUCAAGCACAACAACGUCUUCUUCAUCCAGUACGUCAACGACAACCAGUACCACGUCGUCUUCGUCCACGAGCAGUACAACCUCGACCUCUAGCUCAAGCACCACGUCGUCCAGCACCACAUCUUCCAGCUCAACCACCACUUCGUCUAGCACCACGUCGUCCACGUCUUCCAGCACGAGUACCACAACAACCACUUCAUCUUCCACAAGCACAACAAGCACAUCAAGCACUACAACGUCGACCUCCACGACCAGCACGAGCAGCAGCACUUCUUCAACAUCGUCUAGUUCAACAACGUCCACGUCGACGUCUUCCACCAGCUCUUCCUCGUCGUCUACAUCCAGCACAUCUACGUCCUCCACGUCAUCUACGACUUCAUCGACUACUUCAACGUCAUCGUCGACGAGUUCCUCAUCCACAUCUACAUCUAGCACAUCGAGUAGCUCGAGCAGCACGACGACAUCAACAUCCAGUUUUUCGACGUCUUCCUCUACCAGCUCAAGCACCAGCUCCACAAGCUCCACGUCCACUUCAUCCUCGUCUUCAACUUCAAGCACCACGAGCACGAGCUCCUCCACCACAACAAGCACGUCUUCGACGAGCACGUCAAGCACAACAACGUCUUCUACUUCCAGUACGUCGACGACCACCACGAGCACUUCCAGCUCAUCUUCUAGCAGCACUGCAACCUCGACCUCUAGCUCAAGCACCACAUCGUCCAGCACGACGUCUUCCAGCUCAACUACCUCUUCGACCAGCACCACGUCAUCCACAUCGUCCAGCACGAGUACCACCACAACCUCUUCAUCUUCAACAAGCACGACCAGCAGCAGCACUUCGACGUCUUCCAGCACUACGACGUCGACCUCUACAUCCUCCACUUCUACGACGUCAUCCACGUCGUCCAGCACGACUACCUCAACAACCUCGUCGUCUUCAACAAGCACAACAAGCAGCAGCACUUCGACGUCUUCCAGCACUACGACGUCGACCUCUACAUCCUCCACUUCCACGACGGCAUCCACAUCGUCCAGCACGACUACCUCAACAACCUCGUCAUCUUCAACCAGCACAACAAGCAGCAGCACUUCGACGUCUUCCAGCACUACGACGUCGACCUCUACAUCCUCCACGUCCACAACGUCAUCCACAUCGUCCAGUACGAGUACUACCACCACCUCAUCGUCCUCAACAAGCACAACAAGCAGCAGCACUUCGACGUCGUCGAGCACCACGACGUCAACCUCCACAUCUUCCACGUCUACCACAUCAUCCACAUCGUCCAGCACGAGUACUACCACCACUUCAUCAUCUUCAACAAGCACAACAAGCAGCAGCACUUCGACAUCAUCGAGUACUACGACGUCAACCUCCACAUCUUCCACGUCUACCACAUCAUCCACAUCGUCCAGCACGAGUACCUCAACAACCUCGUCAUCUUCAACCAGCACAACAAGCAGCAGCACUUCGACAUCAUCCAGCACCACGACGUCGACCUCGUCAUCUUCCACGUCCACGACAAGCACCAGCAGCAGCACAUCUUCGACAUCGUCAACUUCAUCAACGUCCACAUCGACGUCUUCUACCAGUUCUUCCUCAUCGUCCACAACUACCACGACCACAUCCUCCACGUCGUCCACGUCAUCAUCCACUAGCUCCAGCACAUCUUCAACUAGCUCUUCGUCGUCCUCUACAUCCACCACAUCUUCGACAAGCAGCAGCAGCUCGUCUUCCUCUAGCUCAAGCACCACGUCGUCCAGCACCACAUCUUCCAGCUCAACCACCACUUCGUCUAGCACCACUUCGUCCACGUCUUCCAGCACGAGUACCACAACAACCACUUCAUCUUCCACAAGCACAACAAGCACAUCAAGCACUACAACGUCGACCUCCACGACCAGCACGAGCAGCAGCACUUCUUCAACAUCGUCUAGUUCAACAACGUCCACGUCGACGUCUUCCACCAGCUCUUCCUCGUCGUCUACAUCCAGCACAUCUACGUCCUCCACGUCAUCUACGACUUCAUCGACUACUUCAACGUCAUCGUCGACGAGUUCCUCAUCCACAUCUACAUCUAGCACAUCGAGUAGCUCGAGCAGCACGACGACAUCAACAUCCAGUUCUUCGACGUCUUCCUCUACCAGCUCAAGCACCAGCUCCACAAGCUCCACGUCCACUUCAUCCUCGUCUUCAACUUCAAGCACCACGAGCACGAGCUCCUCCACCACAACAAGCACGUCUUCGACGAGCACGUCAAGCACAACAACGUCUUCUACUUCCAGUACGUCGACGACCACCACGAGCACUUCCAGCUCAUCUUCUAGCAGCACUGCAACCUCGACCUCUAGCUCAAGCACCACAUCGUCCAGCACGACGUCUUCCAGCUCAACUACCUCUUCGACCAGCACCACGUCAUCCACAUCGUCCAGCACGAGUACCACCACAACCUCUUCAUCUUCAACAAGCACGACAAGCAGCAGCACUUCGACGUCUUCCAGCACUACGACGUCGACCUCUACAUCUUCGACCAGCACCACGUCAUCCACAUCGUCCAGCACGAGUACCACCACAACCUCUUCAUCUUCAACAAGCACGACCAGCAGCAGCACUUCGACGUCUUCCAGCACUACGACGUCGACCUCUACAUCCUCCACUUCCACGACGUCAUCCACAUCGUCCAGCACGACUACUUCAACAACCUCGUCAUCUUCAACCAGCACAGCAAGCAGCAGCACUUCGACAUCAUCCAGCACCACGACGUCGACCUCGUCAUCUUCCACGUCCACGACAAGCACCAGCAGCAGCACAUCUUCGACGUCGUCAACUUCAUCAACGUCCACAUCGACGUCUUCUACCAGUUCUUCCUCAUCGUCCACAACUACCACGACCACAUCUUCCACGUCGUCCACGUCAUCAUCCACGAGCUCCAGCACGUCUUCAACUAGCUCUUCGUCGUCCUCUACAUCCACCACAUCUUCGACAAGCAGCAGCAGCUCGUCUUCCUCUAGCUCAAGCACCACGUCGUCCAGCACCACAUCUUCCAGCUCAACCACUACUUCGUCUAGCACCACGUCGUCCACGUCGUCCAGCACGAGUACCACAGCGACCUCUUCAUCUUCAACAAGCACAACAAGCAGCAGCACUUCGACGUCAUCCAGCACUUCGACGUCGACCUCUACAUCCUCCACUUCUACCACAUCAUCCUCGUCGUCCAGCACGAGUACCACCACAACCUCUUCAUCUUCAACAAGCACAACAAGUAGCAGCACUUCAACGUCAUCCAGCACUACGACGUCGACCUCUACAUCCUCCACUUCUACCACAUCAUCCUCGUCGUCCAGCACGAGUACCACCACAACCUCUUCAUCUUCAACAAGCACAACAAGUAGCAGCACUUCAACGUCAUCCAGCACUACGACGUCAACCUCCACAUCUUCCACGUCUACCACAUCAUCCACGUCGUCAAGCUCGAGCAGCACCACAACCUCAUCAUCUUCAACAAGCACAACAAGCAGCAGCACUUCGACAUCAUCCAGCACUACGACGUCGAGCUCUACGUCCUCCACCUCCGCGACCAGCACAAGCAGCAGUACUUCUUCGACCUCGUCUAGUUCAUCAACUUCCACGUCGACGUCUUCCACCAGCUCUUCCUCGUCGUCUACAUCCAGCACAUCUACGUCCUCCACGUCAUCUACGACUUCAUCGACUACUUCAACGUCAUCGUCGACGAGUUCCUCAUCCACAUCUACAUCUAGCACAUCGAGUAGCUCGAGCAGCACGACGACAUCAACAUCCAGUUCUUCGACGUCUUCCUCUACCAGCUCAAGCACCAGCUCCACAAGCUCCACGUCCACUUCAUCCUCAUCUUCCACGACGUCCUCCAGCAGUAGCACAUCGUCAUCUUCUUCGUCAACCAGCGCAACCAGCACAUCAUCCUCGUCAUCCACCUCCACUACUUCGUCUUCAACUGCAACUUCCAGCACAAGCACGUCUUCAACAUUCUCAACGUCCACUACAUCAAGUUCGAGCUCGAGCUCUUCUACAACUACCAAAACUUCAACCACAACAACUUCAUACUCCACCACGACGACGUCUGCAUCAUCAACGUCGUCGACGACGGAGGCAUGA
Symbiodinium natans is the source of this 5211-nucleotide messenger RNA. NCBI's taxonomy places the organism in Eukaryota, Dinophyceae, Suessiales, Symbiodiniaceae. The record is from the annotation of a GenBank genome assembly.